AUGUCUAACGUAGAUGUACCACAUGAUGAGGGAGUUCUGAGUCCCUUGUUAAAGUAUGAUCCUCCCGUUACAGUGGUUACGCACUCCCAUUUCACCUACAAAGAAGAAGAUGAAAAGGCCCUCUUGGAGGCAUUCCGCGAAAAUGGGAUCGCCAUGGCUGAGAAAGACAAACACCUAACGCGGCGAAAGGAUCUGCUCUCCAUUCCCGCCGCUAGGCUGGCGGCCGCAAAGCACAUCGCGCAGGAGUACACUCUCGCUACUCAGAAAACGUUGGCCGCGGUGGAAGAGUCCCCCCCUAUCGCCGGCCGUCGCUAUGUAGCAUCCGAUAGGGUUGGCAUCCGAUCCCAGAAAGGGCGGAGGCGGAAUCAUGAGGACAAAGGUGCUACGACGAUCCUUAGUUGUCCUCAAGCGCUCACCGCAUGUGAUUCCGCUGAUGCGACGAUGCGAAGAACGUCCACUACCACGGCGGCGCCGCUAGACAUUGAUCCGUCUUAUUUCGCCAACACCUCCUCUUUGUCGCUUGCGACGCAGGGCGUCACCACGAUAGACAAUGUGCUCCCGCUCCUCAUGCGCAGCGACCCUCGCGACGGGGUGAGCAUCCUGCGCGUGAUCUUCCCGCCGCGUGUGGAAAACCCCGCGUUGUUGACAAACGGGGCUCCACGUCCGGCGAAAACAAAAGAGGAUCCCACCGAGGAUCAGUCAACCGCGGGCGCGGAGGCGGAGGGUGAGAUCACACUACGGCACGUCUCCACGACCCCUGCCAGCCGGAGCGACGUCACGGAGCUCCACGAGGCCCUCUGCGCGCGGCUACAACAACGCCAGACAAGUCCUGUAGGGAUCUGCCACAUUCGCCGAGAGGUAUACGACGACGUGUUCUGUGAGUUGAUUCGGCAAAUCAUGCUGGAGGACGCCGCGCGAGGGGUUCUGCUCAAGCGCGUCAAAGACGAAGCGGACCACACGAUCGAGGUGCACAAGAAGCUCGUAGAGCGCGCGCAUUGCUUUUCCUCACGGAAAGAGAUAGAAUGCCGUCAAGCCACCGUUCAGCCUCUGCUAGAUCGCGUGGAGGUCCUCAGAAAGGAAAUUCGGGAACUUAAGAUUAAAAAGCAUGACCGAUUAAAGAUGUGUGAUAGUGUCGGAAAGAAAAUCGAUGAGGGGCGUACGUCGUUAGAGAAAGCCCAGAAGCAGGAGCUGGCGUAUUGGCGCAAGGUGAAUCAGCAGUUGUCGAUAAAGCUAAAAUCGGAGACCGAGCGCAUCUCCAACGGAUCCCCGGCCACCGUGAACAAAUCCCCUUCACCAGAUAAAAUACAGAAUCAAAUUCAAAAUCUCUCAGGGAGGAAUGCUGUGUAG
Messenger RNA from Phytomonas sp. EM1, 1347 nucleotides. The record is from the annotation of a GenBank genome assembly. NCBI's taxonomy places the organism in Eukaryota, Euglenozoa, Kinetoplastea, Trypanosomatida, Trypanosomatidae.